This is a messenger RNA of Pseudopodoces humilis (Tibetan ground-tit), 1209 nucleotides long. RefSeq names its product Myb/SANT DNA binding domain containing 3 (gene MSANTD3). NCBI's taxonomy places the organism in Eukaryota, Metazoa, Chordata, Aves, Passeriformes, Paridae. The record is from RefSeq and is a predicted model, not a curated record.
CAGAAGAGGAGCUAGCGAGGAGACUUAAAAAAACCCCACCAAGCUCGAGUUAAUGUUUGAGAAGUUCGGGUGCGGGAGAGUCUGGAAUUUUGGCUUCUUGGAGAAACUGUAGAAAAUGCAAAACGAAAUAAUAAAGCCUGCUAAAUACUUCUCAGAAGUGGAGAAGAGUGUGCUGCUUGCCUUAGUUGAAAAAUACAAAUACGUGCUUGAAUGUAAAAAAAGUGAUGCAAGAACUAUUGCUCUGAAACAACGCACCUGGCAAGCACUAGCUCAUGAAUAUAAUUCACAGCCCAGUGUAUCACUGCGAGACUUCAAACAGUUAAAGAAAUGCUGGGAAAAUAUCAAGGCACGGACAAAAAAGAUAAUGGCACAUGAAAGGCGGGAGAAGGUAAAAAGAAGUAUUAGCCCACUUAUAAAUACUCACAUCGUAGGGAAAGAGAAGAUUGCCGGCAUAAUGCCUGAGCAAAUGUACUUUUUGCAGAGCCCACCAGAAGAAGACUCUGAAUAUCAGCCUGACGCUUCUAGUCAAGAGUCGUUUGUUGUGUCAAACAGAGAACUUUGUGAUGAAGACAAAGAGAUGGUACAUUUUCCAGUAUGUGAAGGUACCUCCCAGCCUGAGCCUUCGUGUUCUGAUAUCAGAAUAGCAGCAGAUAAGAACUACAGAAGUAAAGCAUCUCAGGAAAGUGCUCUGAAAAAGAUGCAUGAGGAAGAACAUCAUCAGCAAAUGUCAAUUUUGCAACUCCAGUUAAUCCAAAUGAAUGAAGUCCAUGUGGCAAAGAUACAGCAAAUAGAAAGAGAGUGUGAGAUGGCUGAAGAAGAGCACAGGAUAAAAAUGGAAGUGCUAAAUAAAAAGAAAAUGUAUUGGGAGAGAAAACUGCAGACCAUUACAAAAGAAUGGCCUGUAUCAUCCUAUAACAGACCCUUUCCUAAUUCACCUUAGAACACAGAAGGGCAGAGGCAGUCUGAUUUAGCACAUUUAUGAGUAACACGCACUGGAGAGAGGGUUUUCUACUGUGAAUGUACAGUGACAGGAUAGGUGCCUGGCUGAUAGUGAACACACUAUGACUCUUAAUGUUUAGGGAAACAAGAGGAAAACUCUAUUGUUCAUUUGUAGGUAGUUCUGAUUUGUUUAACUCACAGACAUGCAGUGUUCUAAAAUGUGAACUUAUUUUCCUCUCUCAGAACACCCGUGAUCCUUGUCAAAUUUAA